CAUGGACCUCGCCCGGCCAAGCGAGGCUUGAUUCCGAACGAGAACACACAAUAUUUAGAAGAAGCAAUAUUGCAAUGAGUUGCCCCAGCGCCACGGCCCCCUCGCAGCUGCGCCUCUGACCCGAGUACCCGGUUCUCGCACCCCUUGGCGUUGGCGGUGCGCCUGACGGCAUGGCCGCCAUCAUGUUUCGGCACCGGAGCGUGCUCGUCGUGGUCUGCAUCGUCAGCCUAGCCACACUCUGGUCAUGCCGGCUCCCCAAGAUGUGCCUCUACAACCAAUGCAACGCCGACAUCACCGUAGCACCCCUAUCACGGGGCAGCCUCGACCUCUCGCUCCCGGACGCGCCCUUCAUCGGCUGGCCGCUAGCACGCGUGUGCGCCGAGACGACGUGGACGGCCGGCACCGUCUUCGUGUGCGACGACAACUCAGGCGGCGUCGGCAACAUGCGCAGCUACAUCCUAACGUGCGUGCGCUACGCCGUCGAGGCCGGCGUGCAGGGGCUCGUGCUGCCGCGCCUACGCACCCGUUCCUCGUCAGAUCUCGCCAGCAUCAUGCAGGACCACGCCGGCUUCGACUACCUGUUCGACGAGCAGCACUUCCGGUCGCACCUCGCCGCCGCCUGCCCGCAGCUGGCGGUCUACGGCUCGACAUCGGCGAUCCCCGGCGCCGCAGACCAGUUCCGCGCCGAGGCGCUGACGCCGCACAACCUCGGCCGGCGCGGCGGCUGCGACCAGCGCGAGCCGAAUAAGCACACGGCGGUGUUCGGCGCCGCCUUCCGCGCCCACGUGCGCGCCACCGCUGCCGAGUUCGGCCUGCCGCCGCCGUCCGCCGCGCGCCCCCGCGCCUACCGCUUCACCUGGGGCGUGCAGUUCGACUGGCCCGUGGCACGCGACGGGCCCGAGUUCGCCGCGACCUUUGGCGGCCUGCUGCGCUUCCGCGCCGACAUCCUCGAGCUUGCUCGCCGGACCACGGGCCACAUGCGCCAGUUCGCCGCGCAGCAGCAGCAGCAGCAGCAGCAGCAGAAGCUUCCUCUGCCGGUGGCGGCGACAAGGGCGUUCGCCGGCAUGCACCUGCGCACCGAGAGCGACGCGCUGGGCGCCUGGCCGCGCUUCGAGAACCAGAGCGCGGCAUACAUACGCCAAGCGGCGGCGCGCGGGUUCGGCGCCGCGUACCUGGCGACGGGCAACGAGACCGAGGCGCAGCGGCUCACGGCGGCGGCGGCGGCAGCUGGCGUCGCCGUCACCACCAAGCACAUGCUUCUAAGUCAGCACGCUGCCGACGCGCAGGCGUUGGCUGCGCUUACCUGGGACCAGCAGGCGCUUGUGGAUUUCGUGGUGCUGCUGGAGUGCGAUUACUUUCUUGGGGUGAGUCCGAGCUCGUUCAGUAUCAAUGUGGCGCUGAAGCGGCAUUUGAAGGGCGAGGGCCUGCUCACGCGCCCGUGGAGGGUUGGUGGCGAGGGGGAUGGAAGGAGUUGGCUUGUGGGUAGCUAUGAGCAUUAUUGGAAGGACUGGCUGUUUAUUUACGACUCGAUGUGGCCGUGAUUAGGCGGCUGGUGGAGGUCUGGUUGGGGCGGUAGGGUUAUGAACGUGUGGUUACGGCAUUUCGGGUUUGUAGUUUCUUUGUAUUAGUCGCUUUACGCGUCACUGCCUAUCAUCUUCAUCUGUUCGUUGUCUUGGCAUCAUCACUUGAGACACGUUCAACAGGGCAGUGGACAGCAGUCCCGUAGUGUAACUCACCUCGAUUGGAGGCGCAAAGAGAUAUAUAUUGCUGUUCUUUAUUCUAGCCACGUAAUUACAGUACGGGAUUUGGGAAAGCGAGAUUUUGCGAGAGCAAGUCGGGACUAUUUAUUGACUGUCUCG
Lasiosphaeria miniovina is the source of this 1859-nucleotide messenger RNA. RefSeq lists its product as uncharacterized. Lineage: Eukaryota; Fungi; Ascomycota; Sordariomycetes; Sordariales; Lasiosphaeriaceae. The transcript is spliced from 2 exons. Bases 171 to 1541 code for a protein of 456 amino acids. The record is from RefSeq and is a predicted model, not a curated record.